UCUUUGACAAUCUUGGGACCCUCCCCUGUUUGAGGCCAUGUCCAUUUUCUCAAUUCCCUCCCAUUUGAGAGUAUAGUGUAUGAAAGGGAAGUACACAGACACAAUAGAGACUGGCAAGAUCAUCAAAUAGGCCCAUCCACCAAAAUCCAGGCACACUCCACUCCAGAUAUAUAUAAACCCUAGCAAGCUUCUUCUCCUUCUUCUUCUUCCUGGCCAUACCAACAAAGACAAAGCUGAUUGAUUGAUUGAUUUUGAUUCACAUCACUUACAAUCUCUCUCUCCUUUUGCUCCAUCUUAAUUCCAAGUGAGAUUGCUCCAGGGGGAGCAGCGGAUUUUGAGGCUGGUUUCUUUUCUUUUCUUUUCCCCCUUUUUUGUUAUAUAUUGUUUUCUUUCCUCUCUUUUUUUCUCGCGUUUUUUCUUUUUUCCGGUUCGAGGGCGGCCAGCCAUGAUCGAAUCCAAAUCCGGUGAAGAGGUGGCGCGGAGGCGAUGCAGCUGGAGAUGGAGUUAAGACCAGGCGGUGAGAAGCUCCUCCUCCUUUUUUCUCCUGGUGAUGAUCGUGAGCUAGAACAGGGAAAUGAUGGAUUGAUUGCUUGAUCCCCAAGGGCGAGAAGAGAAGAGAUCGUGACAAGGGAUUGAGAAGCAAACAAAAAGGGUGGAAGAUCGCGGGAGUGGAAGCAGUCGAAUCUAAAAGUCCAAAAGAGCCGGGAGGAGGAAGACGAAGAAUCCUUCCAUCUCUAUCCCCUCGCGCGCGCGCUUUGCUCUCGCCAUUCUCAUCUCCCUCUCUCAUAUGCUGCAUGGAAGCGAAGGAUCCCUCCGGCGGUGCUAGCGCUGCGACUCCUCCCUCGCUCGCGGCGCUUCCGCUCCUCACAGCCGGCAACCACGCCGCCGCGGACUGCAAGACGAGCAUCGAUCUGAGGCGAGGAACAGUCGCGCCCGAUCCCCCUGUAGUCGCCACAGCACCACCAUUGCCCGGAGGAGGAGAAGGAGGAGGAGGAUCCAGCUCCAGCAAGAACCCUAGUUCCUCGUCGUCGCCCCCGGGAGGAGCUGCAAUGGCACCACCACCCAUGAUGAUGAUGAUCCAGCAGCAGCAAAGCAGCAGCAACAAUGGGAAUGGGAAUGGAUCCAGCGGUGGUGGCACGGCGAGCGCGAGCGCGGGCGCGGCGAUGAGCAGCGGCAGCCCAUUCUCUCACGGAUCGGCGCUGACGCUGGGCAGCGGUCCCUUGCUCAAGCGCAAGCGCGGGAGGCCCAGGAAGUAUGUGGAGGGGACGACGUCAAGCCAGUCGCCAGUGCUCAUCAUGGGCUCCUCGCCGCCGCCGCCGCUGCCCAAUCCAUCCCCGCCACCGGUGUCGGGGAUCUCGGCCAUCUCCGGGCUGCCCACCCCGCCCAGCCCACUGGGCGUCGCGCUCGCGCUCGCGCCGCUAGCCGCCGCCUCCAACGCCGCCGCCGCGUCGCAGCUCCCCUUCGCCACCGCCGCCGCCACUCCUCCGCCAGCCUCGGGGGAGAAGAAGAGAGGGAGGCCGCCGGGCACUGGCAAGAAGCAGCAGCUUGCCGCCUUGGGUGCGUGGCUCGCAGGAUCUGCAGGUCAAGGCUUCACUCCGCAUGUCAUUACAAUUGCUGCAGGCGAGGACGUGGCGACAAGGAUCAUCUCGUUUGCGCAGAUCGGGCCCCGGGCCACCUGCGUACUCUCUGCAAACGGGGCCAUCUCUAACGUAACACUCCGCCAGCCCGCCACCUCGGGGGGCACUGUAACAUACGAGGGACGCUUCGAGAUUUUGUCACUCUCGGGUUCCUUCCUCCUCACCGAGAACGGUAACACCAAGAGCAGGAGCGGCGGCCUGAGCGUCUCGCUGGCCGGGCCCGACGGACGCGUCAUAGGUGGUAGUGUCGCGGGCUUGCUCGUAGCCGCAAGCCCAGUCCAGGUCGUCGUAGGAAGUUUUAUAGCCGAGACGCGCAAGCCACCCCAAGUCCAAGUCCGCCCAACCUCGGGUUCCUCCAGCGAGAUGCUGUCCGGGGUGGUGAACUCGCCCAUGGCCUCGCCCAUGGCCUCGCCCAUGUCCACGGCCACGCGGCCACCGCUGGGAGCCAGUCCUCUCAACGACGCUGGCCAUGCCACCGCCACCACCGCCAUGGCCACUACCACCACCACCACCACCACCAACUUGAAUAACACCAAUGCCAACGCCAGUGCCAGUGCCAACGCCAACAACAGCAGCACCAAUGCCAACAAGAGCAGCAGCGAUGGCAAUGCCAGCAACAAUAAUAACUCGUCGCCGGUUCACCACCACCACCACCACCACCACCAUAUGGCUUGGUCUUCCAGCCCAGGUGAUGAGCAGCAGAAUCAAGGUGGUGGGCACGGAACUGAUAUCAACAUCUCGCUACCGGGAUCAUAAUGCCAUCUUCAUUCAACAACAACAGCAACAGCAACAACAUCACCAAAAAAAAGGAAAAAAAAUGAAAGACGAAAUGGAAGAAAGAAUGCGUGACAGCAAAGGUGGCGGGCAGCAGCUUCUUCUAACUGGAAAACAACACAAACAACCGAGAAUUUUUUCCCUUUCUUUCUUUUGGUUUCCUUUUCAAAUUUUUUUAAAUGUUUCCCCUUGUUUUUUCCUUCUUUUUUUUGUGCUGAUUUCGUCGUUCAUCGUGUUUUAAUUUUCUUUUUUGGUAGUGCUGCAUGAGAGUCAAGCCAGCCAGCCAGCCAGCCGGCGUGUUUGUUUUUUUUUUUUUUUUUUUUCUUUAUUUCUUUCCUUUUUGGUUGCUUGUAAAUCUCGGGUAUGGUGCAGCGGUGCUUUUAUUUAUCUUUUUUCUUUUCUUGGUUUGCUUGUUGUCUUCAUCGACGAACACAAGGAAGUUAACAGAUUCUUUAUUUUCUUUGGC
Selaginella moellendorffii is the source of this 2877-nucleotide messenger RNA. RefSeq names its product AT-hook motif nuclear-localized protein 10. Lineage: Eukaryota; Viridiplantae; Streptophyta; Lycopodiopsida; Selaginellales; Selaginellaceae. The record is from RefSeq and is a predicted model, not a curated record. Gene Ontology annotation, molecular function: minor groove of adenine-thymine-rich DNA binding. The coding region runs from base 795 to 2393 and encodes 532 amino acids. The transcript has 5 exons.